UCUCCCUCCUAAUUCACCUCCUUCUCUUUUCUAUUCUCUCUCUCUCUCUCUCUCUCUCUCUCUAAAAUGUAUUGACAGGACACACCUUUCAAACCCUUGAAAAAAAACUACGCGUCCUUCCCAACACACUCAACGGCCUCACUUCUCUUCACUCCUUCGAAAACCCUAACUUUCUCUCUCAUUUUCUUUGGCCUUUUCUUUCUCUCUCUGCUCAAUUAUUAUCAAUAGAUCCUCCAUGGACGAUGCUCACAAUCCCGAUCCGGGAGGCCACUUCGCCACUGACUCCAACUGGAAUCUCGGCUCUGACUCCGAUAACGUCAAUUAUUUCUUCGCUAGCGACAGGGAGAGCAGUAUACUCAGGGAAUUCGGAUGGAAUCUUCACCCCGGCCACACUUCCAGCGAACCGGGCAGCUUUGGUGACCUUGACCGGAUCGAUGCCGAAAACCUUGUGUUUGCACCUGAGAGUAGUAGCGGGUUACAGGGAUCGGUAAGUGGUGGUGGUGGUGGUGGUGGUUGUGAUGAUCAGGCUGGUAUGGGUAGGUCUGAGAGCGGUGGUGCUGGUGGUGCUGACGUGUCAACUUCCAAUCCGUCAGUCUCGUCGAGCUCUAGCGAGGAUCCGCCAGACAAGUCUACGGGCUCCGGCGGGAAACCACCUGAGAUACCGAGUAAAGUUAGAAAGAAGGGGCAAAAACGAAUCCGCCAGCCACGUUUUGCAUUUAUGACCAAGAGUGAAGUUGAUCAUCUUGAGGAUGGUUACCGCUGGCGGAAAUAUGGACAGAAAGCAGUUAAAAAUAGCCCAUUUCCCAGGAGCUACUAUCGUUGCACAAAUGGCAAAUGUACCGUGAAAAAGAGGGUUGAACGGUCUUCUGAAGAUCCCACCAUUGUGAUUACUACAUACGAAGGACAGCACUGCCACCAUACUGUUGGUUUUCCCCGAGGUGGAAUCAUUAGCCAUGAAGCGACAUUAGUCAACCACUUGACUCCCCCAGUUUCGCAAUUUUAUUAUCCUGGAAUUCAGUUACCUAGAGAAAGUCCUCCAACUAUUACACGGUCACAACAAAUACCCGUUCAAACAGUUGAAUCCGGUACACUGAGAGAGCUAACCCCACAGAUUCCAAUAGAUGAAGGACUGCUUGGGGACAUUGUCCGUCCUGGAAUGCUAAAUAGAUGAGGGUAUUAUGUUAUGGUCUACAUAUAUACAUAUAUAGCGCAGAGAAUUGAUGUUACCUGAUUUGUGGAGGUCCAUAUAUGUCUCUUAAUGUGAUCGGAGAGGAAAAGCAAGUUUUCUAGCUCUGAAACAGGAAUAGCUCAGAUCGAUGCGCUAACUCUUAUGCUGACGAAAAUGGAGAGUUGGGUAUGUGUAAAUAUUUACUAGAAACUAGCAUUCAUGGCUGGAGAGUGUAUAUAUAUAUGGUUGUCCUCGUUGUGCUGCCAUCUUAAAGUCGCAUGUAGUCGGGAGUAAAAUUAUAGGGUCCUUGAUCAGAUGGAUGUUGUAGUCUAGCCUGUAGUAAGUGUAAACGUGACGAUAUAUUAUUAGUGUAACCUAAGCACCUAACCUUUCUCCAUUUCUUAAACGAUUCUUUUAAUUUGAUUCGUUA
Hevea brasiliensis (rubber tree) is the source of this 1598-nucleotide messenger RNA. Its product is annotated as probable WRKY transcription factor 57. Gene Ontology annotation, biological process: regulation of DNA-templated transcription. Lineage: Eukaryota; Viridiplantae; Streptophyta; Magnoliopsida; Malpighiales; Euphorbiaceae. The transcript has 5 exons. The record is from RefSeq and is a predicted model, not a curated record. Gene Ontology annotation, molecular function: sequence-specific DNA binding; DNA-binding transcription factor activity. Bases 236 to 1171 code for a protein of 311 amino acids.